CUAAUAUGGUGCGACCUUUUCCUUUUGUGCAGCUCCAGAAGAAGUUUCAGCUGUUGCUUGUGACGAUAAACCAGAUCGUUUGGAAAUGGCUCAGCUUUAUAAUGAGAUGUGCAAAGUACUUGGACAAAAUGCCAAUGAAUCGAUGGAGGCAUUUUUAGCAAACAAACCAGCAAGUUUCAAGUUGAAGAAGAAUCUCCUUCCACUAGAGACCAUCUAUCAAGAUAUAAACAGAAUCCUCUCUCCAGUUCAGUAGGAUUCUUCUAGUAUAGAACCUCAGAUACAAAAAGAAGAUUCACACUCGGAAAUGCCAACUGAAAUUGCAGGACCCAAUUUGCUGUCAACACUGCAGGGAGACGAACACAAGUCUGGUCCAGAGGCAACAACAGUGAAGUCAGGCCCUGAAACAGAAUGUAAUAAUAGAUCAACAACAGGGCCAGAUUUUGAAAAAGGAAAGAGUAAUUCGCCUGCUUGUGAAGUCGUUCCUGCUGCUGCAGAUUCAUUUCCACCUCAGACUGAACCUAUAUGUUCAACCAAUGGAACUGGAGAUGAUGUGGAAAUGAAAGAGUUGUGUGAUGCUGAUUCAAGUGCCGAUGAACCAACUAAAGAAAGCGCCGAUAAAUCGGACCCUGGGGUCAUUGUUUUGGAUGAUUAAAACUAAUACAAG
Messenger RNA from Camellia sinensis, 664 nucleotides. Lineage: Eukaryota; Viridiplantae; Streptophyta; Magnoliopsida; Ericales; Theaceae. The record is from RefSeq and is a predicted model, not a curated record.